Molecule: messenger RNA, 759 nt
Organism: Theileria orientalis strain Shintoku
Lineage: Eukaryota; Apicomplexa; Aconoidasida; Piroplasmida; Theileriidae
Product: 4-methyl-5(b-hydroxyethyl)-thiazol monophosphate biosynthesis enzyme
Exons: 5
Coding region: 1-759 (252 amino acids)
Biological process (GO): protein deglycation, glyoxal removal; guanine deglycation, glyoxal removal
Cellular component (GO): cytosol; nucleus
Molecular function (GO): protein deglycase activity
Source: RefSeq, a predicted model, not a curated record
AUGUCUAUUCAGAUCCAGCUCAUCAUAUUGAGCUAUUUAAUAUCUUUCGGAAAUCUUCAUAACUAUAACUUUAAUCUGAACACAUAUAAAAGAGACUUCAUCCCAAUGAACAAGACCUUUAAGUCAGCCCUCGUUGCAGUGGCCGAUGGCACGGAGGACAUCGAGUUCGUGACAUUGGUCGAUGUUUUGCGGAGAGCAGGAGUGUCAGUGGUGGUUGGAUCAGUGUCCGAGUCGCUGAAUCUGGUGAUGGCCCACGGCACUAAGAUAGUCGCAGACGACAAGGUGGCAAACCUGACGCAGAAAGUAUUUGACCUGAUAGCAGUUCCAGGAGGACUGGUGGGAGCGACCAACUUUUACAACUCGGCCGCCCUCAUCUCGAUGCUCAAGGAUCAAAAACAAAGCGGCAGGCUCUACGCGGCAAUUUGUGCAAGUCCCGCCCUUGUCCUUGGCGAUGCAGGAUUGCUAGAUGACCAUACAGGUGCUGUGUGUUUUCCUGGCUUCGAACACAAGCUAGUCAAAAGGGGACACGGAAGAGUCUACCACGAGAGGAACUGCGGCUACUACCAGAAUUUUAAAGAGAACAACGCCAUAAAGUCAAUGACACCUAAGUCGAAUACCAUGUCACUGCAACUUAGGUCUAGAGUACAUUCCUACCCUUUCCAAGGACGAAGAUAUGCUCGUUCGAUACAUAAAAGCCCUAAAGAAAGGUCAGAGUGUAAUAAUGAAGAAUAUGUGAAGAAACCAGUUCUUUUUGUGUAA